AUGAUCAAUGAUACGACAGCGACCCUUGCUUCAUUAGCGUACUCCAUCCCUUCCUUGCCCAACACCCGUGUUGUCAUGGGUCUGAUCGUGGGCGCGGGAUGCAACACGACCGUACCCAUGAAACUUUCCGACUUGCAUGAAUCCAAAACUAAAAGUAUUCUUGAAAAACAUCCCGAUGCACAGGAAACACUCAUCUCGACUGAAUGGACUCUCUCCACUGCAGCGGCUUCUUUCGAUGAGCUUGGUAUCCGAACUCAAUGGGACCUUCAGCUGGAUAGAAAUUGCAAAAGACCUGGUUUCCAGCCAAUGGAAUAUAUGAUUGGCGGCGGAUACACUGGCGAGCUCGUCCGCAUCGUCUGUUAUGAUUGGUUCCAUGGAAUCUUGGGAAUACAGUGCUCUAACUUACCGUUGAAGUUGGUUGAGGAAUAUUCUCUUUCAACGGAAUACCUCUCCCUUGUUGUUGCUUCUUCCCUGUCCGAUGAGCUCCUGGCAAGCGAGUUGUCUAAGACACUCCAAGCAUCUCCUGAGAGUGAUUGGGUCUGGUCACCUGAAUACGCGCGUGAUAUUCGAGCCAUUGCCUCGGCUGUACAGGAUCGAGCGGCUUCUUUGGUGGCAUCUGCGGUUGUUGGUCUCCUAGCCUGCACCAACGAAGUCCAAUUGUGCAACACGGUGCACAAGUGCACCAAUGGAGAAAAUAUCAAAACCGACGCUGGAGUUACUAAACAAAUGGACUCUAAGUCAAUCUCAUCAUCAACGCCAGGUUGGAAUAGCGGGCCCGAGGAGCUCGCUGUGGCUUUCUCGGGUGGAGUGAUCCAGCAUUAUCCCCACUAUAAAGAAACUGUACAGAGAUAUAUUGAUCGCCUGCUACUGCGAGCUGGUCCUCAAGUAGGAGGAAAGAGUGUCUUCUUGCGCGAGGCCAGUGAUGGCGGGAUUAUUGGGACUGGUGUCCUUGCAGGAACGGCUUCAGGGGAAAUUGGGGAAAUCAGGGUUACUCCCAAUUAG
Messenger RNA from Penicillium expansum, 1002 nucleotides. RefSeq names its product Hexokinase. The record is from RefSeq and is a predicted model, not a curated record. Bases 1 to 1002 code for a protein of 333 amino acids. Gene Ontology annotation, cellular component: cytosol; mitochondrion. Gene Ontology annotation, molecular function: mannokinase activity; glucokinase activity; fructokinase activity. Gene Ontology annotation, biological process: glucose 6-phosphate metabolic process; glycolytic process; intracellular glucose homeostasis. The transcript has a single exon. Lineage: Eukaryota; Fungi; Ascomycota; Eurotiomycetes; Eurotiales; Aspergillaceae.